Macadamia integrifolia is the source of this 1255-nucleotide messenger RNA. RefSeq lists its product as uncharacterized. Gene Ontology annotation, cellular component: cytoplasm. The coding region runs from base 157 to 1089 and encodes 310 amino acids. Gene Ontology annotation, molecular function: isomerase activity. The transcript has 6 exons. Gene Ontology annotation, biological process: biosynthetic process. The record is from RefSeq and is a predicted model, not a curated record. NCBI's taxonomy places the organism in Eukaryota, Viridiplantae, Streptophyta, Magnoliopsida, Proteales, Proteaceae.
UUCUAUCUUUCUAUUUACUUUAUAAAUACCAACUUUGUAAGGAGAAAUCUCGGCUCAAAGCACUCAGUCGAUAAAGGAAGAAUAUUCUUGCAGGUUUCCUCUUCGGCUCUCUCUCUCUCUCUUCCCACCCUCUCCCUCUCCCUCUCCAAAAAGACAAUGGUGAAGCGUCCCGUGAAGUACUCUGUGGUGGACGCCUUCACCGACACAGCGUUUAAGGGAAACCCCGCGGCGGUGUGUUUGUUGGAAGAAGGAGAAGAGAGGGAUGAGAAGUGGAUGCAAGCUGUUGCUGCGGAAUUCAAUAUUUCGGAAACCAGUUUCUUGAUUCCGAUUUCCUCUACCGACUCGGACGCUAAUGACCUUUCGAAUGGCCAUUCUGUCCCACGGUUCCACCUCCGCUGGUUUACUCCUGUCACUGAGGUCAAGCUUUGCGGUCAUGCAACAUUGGCAUCUGCCCAUGUUCUUUUUACAUCCAGGCUACCAAGAACAAAUGUUAUUGAGUUCAUCACGCUAUCUGGAGUUCUGAUUGCUAGAAGGAUUCCUAUAGUAAGAAAUGUGGAUGCAUCAGAGUUUUCAAGCGGUGAAGCAGAAGACCAAUUCUCCAUAGAAUUAAACUUCCCUACAUCCCCUGUGCUUGAGUGUGAAUUUGAAGACAUUCCAUCACUUACUGAAACCCUCAAUGGUGCUUCCGUCGUCAAUAUAAGUAAAACAGCUAAAGCUGGUGACGAAGACCUCAUUGUUGAGCUCUUAUCUGGAAAGACAGUUGCAGAUUUACUACCACAGUUAGAUGAAAUACGAAAAUUUCCUGGAAGAGGAGUCAUUGUUACUGGGCCAGCUCCUAAUGGAUCAGGAUUUGAUUUUUUCAGUCGAGUUUUUUUCCCGAAAUUGGGAAUUAAGGAGGAUCCUGUUUGUGGGAGCAUGCAUUGUGCCUUAGUGCCCUAUUGGAGCAAAAAGCUGGGAAAAUGUGAUCUUGUUGCAUACCAGGCAUCUCGAAGGGGUGGAGUACUAGAAUUACAUUUAGAUGAGGCAAACCAGAGAGUACUGAUUCGAGGCAAAGCUGUUGCUGUCAUGGAAGGUUCCCUAUUAGCCUAGCUUGGGAAAUAACUUCCUCUUCCUAUGCAAAUUGUACCGGUAUUUUGCAAGUAUAAAAUAUGUUAUCUAUUCUUCUGUUCUGAAGAUCUCACAUGUAGGACUUCCUUCCAAUUUUGUAAUUUCAGCUCUACCUAUAUUUAAUUCACGUAUGGCUAUUAUGAGACAA